UACUGAGAGGAUCUUUCACAGGCACUUUGGUUUUUUUUUUCCUCCAGUGUUGGGAAAUGUCACAGUGGAGCCCCACUUCUUGUAACAUGACUAGUGGGAUAGCAAUUGGAUUGUGCCUUUGAGCCUGAAAUGCACCAGAAAACACCAGCAGAAAUACCCUUUAUAAGCCAGAAAAAAGGAAUCCAGACAUAAACAUGAUUGGACAACUUGAGAAAAUAAAGUUCUGGCUUUGCUGCUUUCUGGUUUGCAGACUUAUUGGAACUAGUGCAUCCUGGGAACACAGAAACAUUUCUGGAGAUUUCAAGCUUUCACAGACAGUCCUCCAGAAUCUUGAUGGAGUUUUUGAAUAUGUAAAUCUUUCCCUGGAUUUCAGGCAUGCAGUGAAAUACUGCAGACAACAAUUUAGCCUGUUGCCCAAUGACACCUCACAGGAUGAUCUGGAAUCGACAAAGAAUUUGCUUCUGGCCCUGGGGGUCAGUGAUCCAGUAUGGUUAAGGGACUCGAGUGCUCAUGGAUGGGGGCACCCAUGGGUCACUGGAGGGCAGAACAGCCCUCUCCUGCUACCCAUUUUGAUGUUCCAAGAGAUAACACACACCAAGUAUGCCAAGGUUGAGCUCCAGUUUCCUGCAUUGUCUGAGAUCACUGUCUGUGCAUGGGUGCAAUGGGACACCAAAACCCAGGGAGUUUCCACCAUCUUCUCCUAUGCAGAACCUCACUUCAUCAAUGCGUUUCAACUGCGAGGGCAAACGGACGAACAUGGCAACAUAAACAUGGCUUUAAUUGUGCAUGGACAUCACACGCACUACAAAACACUGCUCAGAAAUGAUGGGGAGUGGCAUCACCUCUGUGUCACCUGGGAAAAAGCUAAGGGGACCUGGGCAAUCUACAUUGACAGGGAAAGGGGAAGCUCUGGCAGUAGUCUCUAUGCAAGCAACGAUAUUAAUGGUGGUGGCAUGUUUAUCAUUGGACAAGACCAAGACACUCUGGGAGGAACUUUUAAUGAGGCUUUCUGUGGUAACAUCACAGCGUUAAAUAUCUGGAACCAGACACUGAGUGAAGAGCAAGUGGCAGGGGUCAGUCCCUGCUCAAUGAUCACGCAGAACCAGCUGUUCCAUUGGGAUUUAACCAAGAUUACUGUUGAAGCAACAGUUGAGCAGUCUUUGAUGAAGUUUAUGUGCCCAGAUCUUAAAUUUCUACCCAAUAAAGAAUGCAGGUCCUUUCAGAUCGCCCCAGGAACGCAGCAGCAAACACAUGGCUACAGCCCCUGCACAAGACCUCUAGCAUUCGUGUGCAAACACAAAAAAGAUACAUAUUUGAAGUUAAAGGAAAUAGAAGAAUCUCAUGAAGAAAGUAACACUCAGUUCAUCGACUAUUUGAUCAAACUUACCAACAGUUCCACGAUUGAAGCAAGCUUUUCUGCUAAGUACUUAGUAAACGUGAGUGUCUCUGAAGUGCACCAGAUCCUGCAGUGCACACACCAAGCCCUCAGAGAAGGGGAUGGGGAGCUAGAGCCGUCUGACCUGCUGGCACUAGUGCAGUUUCUGAUGCACGUGGCUGACAUGGAUGUUAAAGCCAACGAGAGCACGGUAACCAUUGAGGAACUCAGCAGGAACUUCAUUGCAAUAGCAGGUGCAAUGUUUGAAAAGGACCAUGUCAGCAAGUGGGCAGCUAUUAGGGAGCUUGUAAAUGGACCGAUGACGGUGGUCCAGAGCAUUGACAGGAUGGCUGCCAAUCUUAACCUGCUGCUGACGGCUGGAAGCAGUGAGAUGGUGAUAGACAGCAGUAACAUCAAACUCAAAGUGAAACAGCGGUUCCUCAGCCAUAAUUCCUCUGAUGCUGACUUCUAUGGGCUGCAAUCUGGGAAUGAGAGCACUGGCGAUUACAUUUCAGUUCCUCCUGAACAAAUCAAAGAACUUCAACGACAUGGUUUUAAAAAAGUUACCUUUGUCAACACGUGGUAUGGCUCCUUGCAUCCCUAUUUCGAAAGUGCAAACAAUAUCACUCAGUUUUCUGCAAUUUCAGAUGGAAGCCGCAAGUAUGUGGGUACAGUGCUGGGUUCUUCUGUUAUCUCUACCACUAUACUAAGCGAUGCUCAACAAAUUAACAUGGCUGUAAACUACCAGCUUCAGCACAGAGUGGAGUAUACUCCUGGAAUAGAAUUCGAGCCUGUUUGUGUAUUCUGGGAUUUCAACCUCAGGAUGGAGAAGGGAGGGAGCUGGUCCACGGCAGGGUGUAACGUAACUGCCCUGGGUUAUAAAUCAACAUCCUGCUUCUGCAACCACACCACCAACUUUGCCCUGCUGUUAGAAGUUUACGAAGUGCACCGAAGCCCAGCGGAGGAAUCUACUCUGAGGAUGCUCACUUUCAUUGGCUGUGGGGUGUCCCUCUGUGCCCUGGCCAUGACCUUCAUUCUGUUCAUUGCUGUGGGCGUUCCUGACUCAGACCGAACUACAGUCCACAAGAAUCUCAUCUUUGCAUUGGCAGCUGCAGAAACCCUGAUUCUCUUCAGUGAACUGGCCAGCAGCAACAAGGCGCUGUGCAUGGCUGUCACAGCUCUUCUUCAUCUCUUCUUCAUGGCUUCCUUCACCUGGAUGCUGGUGGAAGGUCUUCUGCUCUGGAGCAAAGUGGUUUCUGUGAAUAUCAGCGAAGACAGGAGGAUGAAGUUAUACUAUGUCAUUGGCUGGGGAUUGCCAGUCAUUAUUGUUGGCAUUACCUUGGCAACUUCCUUCAACAAGUACAUGGCAGAUAAUCAUUGCUGGCUGAAUGUGCAGACAGAUAUCAUCUGGGCUUUUGUUGGGCCUGUACUCUUUGUCCUGUCUGUCAAUGCCUUUGUGCUGUUUCGCGUGGUGACGGUGACGGUUGCUAGCGCACGGAGGCGCUCCAAGAUGCUGACGCCAAGCAGCACCCCGCAGCUCAAAGCCUUGGACCUGACAUGGGCAGCCGUUAAACCAGUCCUCGUCCUCCUGCCACUGCUGGGUCUCACCUGGUUGUGUGGGGUCUUGGUUCAUCUCAGUGUUGUUCUGGCUUACAUAUUCAUUGCAAUGAAUGCAUUUCAGGGUCUUUACAUAUUCCUGGUUUACGCCGUGUACAACAGCGAGGUGAGAAGUGCUAUAAGAAGAACAAAGGAAAAGAAAAAGGCUCUUUCUUUUACAAACUGCUCCCAGCCAAUAAGUUUCCUGACAACUCAAAAAACUACAGGUUCCUGGGAUCAUGGGAAAUGUAGUCUUUCUACCCCUGAAAGCAGUGUGUCUUCACCGAAACAAAGUGGCUCCACAAAAAAAUCCCUGGUCUUAAAAAAUGGGGGAUUCAGAAAAGAAAGCUCUGUGACCAUUUCAUUGAAUCAGGGCAUUCAACUGACAGCCUUCAAACCAUCAGGCUGCUGAGGCUUGCAGAAUCAUGUAGAAGACAAACCACUGCGAAAGAACCUCCUUGAGCUCCUGGACGCAGUGCAGUGCAGCCUGGAACGAAGCGCAUGCACACGCCUGCUUUAUCAUACCGUGUGUCACUGCUUCUCUUUCCAUUAUGAGUGUCUGCUUUGUUUUCAGUAUCAGUACAAUGCCUUAAAAAGUUAAAUUCCACAGCACGAAAUAACAGUAGCGCUGCUCCCUUGCUUUUGGUUUUGAGUAGAAACAGCUUCAGCAGUGGAUUGACUAUUUGGGAACACAAUUUGUUACAGGGCACAUGUUAUAAAAAUAAAUACCAAAGCGAUAAUUCGCUGACGAGAAAACGAUGCCGUGCUGUAUUGAAAAGCAAGUCCUUUCCAGUGACGUGUUAAGUUUGUUUUCCUCCCCCUUGCCUUUGUGAUGUAUGCAUUCCUGCGGUGUUCCUGUUGCAGUACCUUUUUAACUCUUUGAUGGAAUCUGUGCUCGGGGGGUAAGUUCAGAAGCAUCUCCUCUUUUCCAGUCACAAUGUACAGCACAGACCACAUCAGUGUCUUCAUAGUAAGAAGAGCCAAUGCCAUCUAGCAUUGCCAGAAAUAUGAAAGAAAACCCAUUCGUUUCACUAGAUGGACAGAUGAUGUUAUAUCUAGUGCAUAUCUCUUACGCAGUAGGAAGCACUCAGCAUGAUUGCAAACAUCGUAAAAGGUACAUUUGAAAAAAUUUCUGAUCUUGUGAAGUUUGGGCCAACGCUGCUCAAAAUGUGCAAAAUUAUGUCUUUUAUUGUAAGUCACCUUACCCACCACAUAUGAACUUAUUAAGAACACAAGAGCAAAGAUUGUACAGAAAAACUAGUAGUGAUCAUAAUAACGCUAGAAUUGUGCUGCAUCUUCUAAGCACAGGAUGAUAUCUGCAUGUGCUGGGCUUGUGGUCCAUUACAGUGAAUGGUUCAUUUCAUAUGUGUGAAUAACAAUACUGAAUCUUUGAGAGGGGUUAGAAGAUGUACAGUAAUUACCAAUGUAUUGUGUAUUGUAUAAUGAAAGUAAUUAACGUGUGUUAUCCAAAUGAUUACUCUGUGAUGACUGUAUUGAACCACGCAUGCCUUAAAUGAACCAUGUUCCACUAUCCUGAGGGCUGCAGAGUUUUCUUGUAUUUUCUUGUAUUGUACAAUAUACUUUUAGUAACUGUUUUAGUAUCAGUUAAAUGUGCUUAAAUUAAUGGCACAUGAAUAAGAGGGUUUGCAGUAUAUUCUCUAAGUGACAAAUAAAAUGCAAUUAAAUAGCAUCUUGAAACAAUGCAACUUAUGAUAUUAAAAAAAAAAAUACUAAAUCUGGAAUUUAGAAUAUAUUAAACAUUUAGACAGACUUAGAAUUUAAAUAAACACCAUCUUACAGCAGUUAAUAUAUUUUUGUGAUCACAAAAGACUUGCCCUGGGUGAGUCGUGCAGCCGCGUGGUGCGCAUGGUGAGUCGCGCAGCCGCGUGGUGCGCAGGGUGAGUCGUGCAGCGUAGGUUCACGUCCUGGCUGAGCAGAGUAGGCUGGUCUUCACUGGGGACUCCGAAGGGAGCGCCUCAUUGGUCCAGGUGCUCCUGUGGGUUAGGCAGGUAAAACCGACAGGGACUGUUUCCCCUCAUCGCUCUACAGCGAUCCCUGCUGGCCAGGCGCCUGAUGUGCUCAGGGCAGACACCUGCAGGGCUGGCCUUUAUCCUCCAGAGUUCAAUAGCUCACAGACAUAUGCUGUCGCAUUCUUGGGUGAAAAAGGAAGCUGGCUUGUUUGUUCGAUCAGAGGAAGCCCGCUGAAUCUUCGGGUCUCCUUAGCUAUGUGGGGUAUUGCUGGAGUGAGGAGAAAAGUGUUUGGGCAUUCCGAAUUUGUAGAAAAUUGGGGGGAGGGGGGGAAUUAUAAUUGGACACUAAAUUAAAAAAAAAAGAUACAUUGUAAAUUCAAUGACAAAUUUUUGUCAUUGUGUUUAUGAAGUUUCUUAGCACAGUUUUGAUAGAUCCUCUUAUCAUUGUCUAGUUGGUCUUUUCAUUUCCAGUAAUUUGUCUUUAAGAUUAGCAAGAGAUACGACAGCUGGUGUUCUGUCAUUGUAGAAAUCCCAUCCCUAUGACAUGCACAUGGUAAAACCUCUGGGGAUUAAUCUGAGCUGUUCCCAUGUGGGGCUAUAAAGACUACUGUAGUUCAUUCAUGUAGUACUGCGUGUAUGAUCGUUACACUAUUGGCACAAUACAAUAGGAUUCAGCAUUCACAAUCCUUUUGUAUGUGUUUAGCCUGUGACAAAUUGUAUACUUAUUGUUUUCAUCAUAUAUGACGCAAUUUUAUUAUGAAGAAAAUACAUUUUCUUGAAAAGGGAGAGAGGAGUUUUGUAUAGAAAUAAAGGUUUGUGUAUUUAC
This is a messenger RNA of Polyodon spathula (Mississippi paddlefish), 5767 nucleotides long. RefSeq names its product adhesion G-protein coupled receptor D2-like. NCBI's taxonomy places the organism in Eukaryota, Metazoa, Chordata, Actinopteri, Acipenseriformes, Polyodontidae. The record is from RefSeq and is a predicted model, not a curated record. Bases 195 to 3383 code for a protein of 1062 amino acids. Gene Ontology annotation, biological process: adenylate cyclase-activating G protein-coupled receptor signaling pathway; cell surface receptor signaling pathway. The transcript is spliced from 26 exons. Gene Ontology annotation, molecular function: G protein-coupled receptor activity. Gene Ontology annotation, cellular component: membrane.